Molecule: messenger RNA, 786 nt
Organism: Daphnia carinata
Lineage: Eukaryota; Metazoa; Arthropoda; Branchiopoda; Diplostraca; Daphniidae
Exons: 2
Coding region: 98-685 (195 amino acids)
Source: RefSeq, a predicted model, not a curated record
CGUUGCAUUCGAAUCCUGUGGCUCAUCAGCUCCACACGGUGCAUCCAAUAGAAUCUUGAUCGGUUCUGCUAGCCCUUCGUCUGUACAACAAAUCAUCAUGGUUGUCGGUAAUCAACGUCGUCACUCGAUGAUGCCUUCACUUCUCCAGCUCAUUUCGGUUCAAGCGCUGCUGUUGACACUCUCGGCUAAUUGUCAACGCUAUCCAACCUACGGCGUGCCUUUUAUAACUAGCGGAAUCGAUCGUCUUUACAACCCGCUGUACUCUCCUCCACCGCCACCUCCGAUGUCGUACGGCAGUUCUUAUAGCCCAGCUAUAUAUGGCGUUCAGUCAUCUCAACCGACUUACCGACCAAAUUAUUCACCGGCGUUGUCCACCUGCCAUACUUACUACUGUUACCGAUCUGCUUUGCCAUUAACUGCAGGAUCUACAACAACCGUAGCACCACCACCGCCACCAACAACAGCAGGUCCUUGCGGUAACCGUGACUUUUUAGUUUGCGUAGCAGAAAACCUGGCUUCCACUGCGUUGGCUGUCGCCUCUUCACCUUACCAAUAUCAGGCAUAUCAAAAGUACGAUGUCUGCCCGGCUUAUUUUUGCAGAGUGGUCACGACAACUGCACCCACUCCGCCGGCAACGGCUGCCCCCGACACAUGCGAUGCCUUUCAAUGCGAAAUAGCCGAUUGAACAAACGCAAUGUGACUGCAAAUUGUUGUAUAAAAGAUGAUGUUAUGGGUUAAAAAAGAAUCGUAUGUGUUUAUUGUUGUUGCAUAUGGUUUUGCCUCUCU